This is a messenger RNA of Lontra canadensis (Northern American river otter), 1479 nucleotides long. RefSeq names its product tRNA-histidine guanylyltransferase 1 like (gene THG1L). Lineage: Eukaryota; Metazoa; Chordata; Mammalia; Carnivora; Mustelidae. Gene Ontology annotation, biological process: tRNA modification. The record is from RefSeq and is a predicted model, not a curated record. Bases 42 to 938 code for a protein of 298 amino acids. Gene Ontology annotation, molecular function: tRNA guanylyltransferase activity; magnesium ion binding. The transcript has 6 exons.
CGGGGCGGGGCCCCGUUGGUCCUUCACCUUCCGCGGGGCGAAUGUGGGCGUCUUGCAACGUGAAAGUUUGCUAUUGCUGGGCCGCGACUUCCGUCACUCUGAGACGGUGUUUGAAGUUGGGGGCCACCAUGGCAAAGAGCAAAUUCGAGUACGUGCGGAACUUCGAGGCUGACGACACCUGCCUGGCCCACUGCUGGGUGGUGGUGCGGCUGGACGGCAGGAAUUUCCACCGGUUUGCUGAGAAGCACAACUUUGCAAAACCCAAUGACAGCCGUGCUCUCCACCUAAUGACCAAAUGUGCCCAGACUGUAAUGAAAGAACUGGAGGAUAUCGUGAUUGCAUAUGGACAGAGCGAUGAGUACAGCUUUGUGUUCAAGCGCAAAAGCAAUUGGUUUAAAAGAAGAGCCAGUAAGUUCAUGACUCACGUGGCUUCCCAGUUCGCCUCCAGCUAUGUGUUUUAUUGGCGAGAUUACUUUGAGGAUCAGCCCCUUCUGUAUCCCCCAGGCUUUGAUGGAAGAGUCAUAGUGUAUCCUAGCAACCAGACCUUAAAGGACUACCUCAGUUGGCGGCAAGCAGAUUGUCACAUCAAUAAUCUGUAUAAUACGGUUUUCUGGGCACUUGUACAACAGUCUGGACUAACACCAGUACAAGCCCAAGAGAGAUUACAGGGAACUCUUGCAGCAGACAAGAAUGAGAUUUUGUUUUCCGAAUUCAACAUCAACUACAAUAAUGAGCCACUGAUGUAUAGGAAAGGGACUGUGUUGAUAUGGCAGAAGGUGGGUGAAGUCACAACAAAAGAAGUUAAACUGCCAGCAGAAAUGGAAGGAAAAAAGAUGGCGGUGACCCGGACCAGGACAAAGCCAGUGCCUCUAUAUUGUGAUAUAAUUGGGGAUGCUUUUUGGAAGGAACAUCCAGAGAUCCUAGACGAAGACAGCUGAUCCUUUGCUUUUAGCCCUGGCAUGCAUAACCAUACAAGACCUGCUCUUUCCCACCCCCCAAGUCUCCUGGCCUUAGGUGCCCUAGGAUCCCUACUACUGAGAACAGUGUGCCGGGAGUGACACAUGACUGCUCUGAGAGGGAACAGGAAAGAAGGGAUGGAUGGGGUGGUUAUCUUGUUCUGCUUUAAGUAGAACAUUUUCUUACAAUGUUGGAACAUGGUUCCUUCUGUAGAAGUGCAUUUUUUUUUUUUUUUAAAUCGUGGUGCUAUUUUUAUAAAGCAAGAACUAUUUUAUGCUUUGCAGAAUGAAUCAUUUUUAGAUUGUGGCAUAAGUCUUAUAAAAACUUGUCAAGCCUUUUCUACCUAUGAUAGAAUAUGAAUCCAAACUUUACUCUCAACCACCUGUUCUUAACUACAGACUCCACUAACCUUGAAAAUCUCACCUUUCCUACCCACGGACACUGACCUGGAGGUAAAUAAUGGGUUGGUUGCUGCAUGAGUUCAGCAAUUCUGGCCUCUGAGUUCAGGAAUUCCCAGGGAGA